AUGCUCUCCAGACUUCCAACGAACACCUAUCUGUUAUGUCUAGCCGCAAUGAGCUCUUUAUUCCUCUGCACGCUGUUUGUCUUCUGGCUAGAAGAGAUGUCCUAUCUUUAUUUUGAGGACAGCUUGAUCGGUCUUCAAUUCCGAAAUCUCAGCUGCAAGGUGAAUCAGUUCUUCGCUCACGUUUGUGACUUCUCCAGCGUGUGGCUGAUCGUUUUGGUUGGCUGUGAACGGCUUAUGCUUCUUCAUCGACAUAGGCGGAGUCUUACCACAGAAAAGGCGUGCGCUCAAGUAAUAGUGUUGAUUGUAAUCGCUAUGCUCUUUAAUUCGUGGAUUCUUUAUGUGGCCUCAAUUCAGCAUGGAGUUUGUGACAUCGACCCAGCUUUCGAUAAGGUCUAUCACGUGAUGACCGUGCUUGAGACGGUUAUCUGUAUGCUAGUGCCUUCAUUAAUUAUAUUCACUUCCAAUGUCUUCGUUAUAUACAAGCUCAAUGCACAUAUAAGGUAA
Messenger RNA from Ostertagia ostertagi, 504 nucleotides. The record is from the annotation of a GenBank genome assembly. NCBI's taxonomy places the organism in Eukaryota, Metazoa, Nematoda, Chromadorea, Rhabditida, Trichostrongylidae.